Messenger RNA from Impatiens glandulifera, 1098 nucleotides. Its product is annotated as probable pectin methylesterase CGR3. Gene Ontology annotation, biological process: pectin metabolic process. Gene Ontology annotation, molecular function: methyltransferase activity. NCBI's taxonomy places the organism in Eukaryota, Viridiplantae, Streptophyta, Magnoliopsida, Ericales, Balsaminaceae. The record is from RefSeq and is a predicted model, not a curated record. The transcript is spliced from 7 exons. Bases 115 to 891 code for a protein of 258 amino acids.
AAGUAAACCAAUUUCUCAUCUUUUUAGUGGGGAAGCGAACUAGCAGCAGAUCUAGAUCCAACCCACCAUUACUUCCGAAGCUUACUUCUUCUUCUUCUUCCCAGGGAUACAAUUAUGUCGAGAAGACCCACUCGACGUAGUGGCGAUGAAGGAAGUAUUCCAUUUAUCGGUUCUAUGCAAUCUAAAACGCGUUCUCCUUUACUAUCGAUCGGCAUCAUGGUUGUGGGCGCAAUCUUUGUAUUAGGAUACAUGUUUGGAAGCUUCGGUGGAUCUAACAGAAGUAUUGUCAGCAACAUUGAAAGUGGAGUCUCGUCGUGUACGGCUGAGAUACAACUAGCAUUUCCUUAUCUAAAGAAAGCAUAUGGUGACAGCAUCCACAAAGUGUUGCACGUAGGUCCCGAUACUUGUUCUGUUGUUUCCUUGUUAUUGAAAGAAGAUGACACAGAAGCUUGGGGUAUAGAACCUUAUGAGCUGCAGGAAGAUAUCGAUAACAACUGCAAAACUCUUGUACAAAAUGGACUUGUGCGUGUAGCUGAUAUCAAGUUUCCUCUUCCAUAUCGUGCAAAAUCGUUUUCUCUUGUAAUAGUAUCUGAUGCUUUAGAUUAUCUUUCGCCAAAGUAUCUCAACAAGACUCUGCCAGAGUUGGCAAGAGUUUCGGCUGAUGGCAUUGUUAUUCUUUCUGGUUAUCCGGGCCAUCAGAGAGCUAAAGUAGCCGAGCUAUCCAAAUUUGGUCGUCCUCCGAAAAUGCGAAGCUCAUCAUGGUGGAUAAGGUAUUUUAUGCAGACAGGACUAGAAGAGAAUGAGUUUGCUGUUAAGAAAUUUGAACAAGCUGCAACCAAGAGUUCAUAUAAACCAGCUUGUCAAAUUUUCCAUUUCAAGUCUCACCAUUAAUCCUUUUGCGGGUAAGAACAAAUUUACAGAAAUUCCAAACAAGCCUAAGUUAAAGCAUAUAUUGUAAUUUUAUUAUUCAACUAUCAUUUUGAACUAUUGGCCUUAGUGAAAAUGUGUAAUUCUUAACAGGACAUUGUGAAAUUUCUGCAAUUGUAUUAUUGUUCCAUUUGGAAUUUUGGGUGUUAUAAAGGUCAAUUUGUUAUCAAA